Solanum stenotomum is the source of this 741-nucleotide messenger RNA. RefSeq names its product phenolic glucoside malonyltransferase 1-like. The annotation marks the transcript as partial. The record is from RefSeq and is a predicted model, not a curated record. NCBI's taxonomy places the organism in Eukaryota, Viridiplantae, Streptophyta, Magnoliopsida, Solanales, Solanaceae. The transcript has a single exon.
CUCGAUUUCGUUCAAACCAUUAUUUCUACUCUUAAACAUUCACUCUCCCUCACUCUCAAAUACUACACACCUUUAGCUGGCAACAUUGCUUGUCCACUAAAAUCGAGUGGUUAUCCUGAGUUGCGUUAUGUGACAGGAGAUUCUGUAUCUGUUACUUUUACUGAGACUGAUGUGAAUUUUAAUCAUCUCAUUGGUAACCAUCCUCGAAAUGCUAAGGAUUUUUAUCCCUUCAUUCCUCAAUUGGCACAACCUAAGGAUGCACCCGGGGUCAAACUAGUCCCGGUCCUAGCCAUUCAAGUGACACUUUUUCCGAAUCUUGGCAUAUCCGUUGGUUUUAGUAACCAUCAUGUUGCUUGUGAUGGAAAUACCAUCGUGAAAUUCAUAAGAACAUGGGGUUUACUCAACAAAUUCGGCGGUGAUGAACAAUGUUUAGAGACUGAGUUCAUUCCAUUUUAUGAUAGGUCCGUGAUAAAAGACCCUUAUGAACAAGGGACGAUUAUAUGGGAUGAAAUGAAGCAAAAUAUGCCAGAUAUAGGUGACAUAAUUGUGACUCCUCCUCUUGAUAGAGUUCGAGGUACAUUUAUUAUAGGACGAGAUAACAUUGUUAAGCUCAAGAAUUUAAUAUUGUCAAGACGACCUAACCUAAGUUAUGUGACAUCUUUUACAAUAACUUGUGCUUAUAUAUGGACUUGCUUGAUAAAGUCAAAGUUCGCGAAUGAGGAAGAGACGAUAGAUGAGGAU